AUGCCAGCUAGAAGUUUGGUGCUCCUCCCGGGGGUGAUUGUUAAGACUAGCAGACCCACCUACUUUCGGAUCUCCAAACUUUAUUCGGAUGAGGCUGAGAUUCUUAAUCUCUCGGCCGGGCAACUGUGUGAGCUCCGAAGAGUACCCGGGAAAAAUCGUACUUACAACUUUAAGCAUGCAUCAUGCAGGCCGAAGAAAUAUAAUGGAUUUUUUUCGCUCGAAUUCCCCACUGAGAAUGACGGCCUGAGAUAUCAUCGAGACGCCGGACCGCGUUUACGUGUUCUAUACACAAGGAUUGUCAUUGAAAGAUAUCUAGAGAUACAGCUAUAUCUCCUAAGUGAACUAGGACGAAGUUCAAAGCUAAAAGCAGAUUCUUCUGGAAGAUACCAUUUUCUUUUCCUCAUCACAUCCCCCACAGUACGCUAUAAUAUCAAGGGAACUGUUUUAUCUAUCGACAAUCUUGUGCAGGAAAACCUCGCGCACCUACCCCAGGAGACCUCCUCUCAAAGUUAUUAUUCGUAUUCCCGCACUAUAAACCCCAUUCAACUAUCUGAUGAAUCAAAUACUAUUUCGGAGAUAAACAUCAACCAGAAAUAG
Molecule: messenger RNA, 597 nt
Organism: Morchella sextelata
Lineage: Eukaryota; Fungi; Ascomycota; Pezizomycetes; Pezizales; Morchellaceae
Exons: 12
Coding region: 1-597 (198 amino acids)
Source: RefSeq, a predicted model, not a curated record